Molecule: messenger RNA, 1966 nt
Organism: Carassius auratus (goldfish)
Lineage: Eukaryota; Metazoa; Chordata; Actinopteri; Cypriniformes; Cyprinidae
Product: CCR4-NOT transcription complex subunit 6-like
Exons: 12
Coding region: 215-1882 (555 amino acids)
Molecular function (GO): protein binding; 3'-5'-RNA exonuclease activity
Source: RefSeq, a predicted model, not a curated record
CAGCUCUCUAGGAUUUGAGACAGGAACAAGCAGGUCGAUAUGGACACAUGGACCCUUGUUGUUUUGGAGAGCAGCACAACAGCUGCACUAAACCCCUCCGCCAUGAUGCUGCGCUGCCUCCCGUAGGCGCACAGCCACACGAGCGAAUGAAUUAACGCCGAAUGAGACACACAGCUGACUCUAGGAGUUGUUAUGCUAUUGAAGGGGUCUAGGAAUGCCCAAAGAGAAAUAUGACCCGCCUGAUUCCAGGCGAAUGUACACGAUCAUGUCCAGUGAGGAGGCAAACAGUGGGAAAAAAUCCAACUGGGACGGCCUUGAAAUAACUGGUAAUGUUCGGAGUCUCAGCUCGAGCCUUUGGUCGCUCACUCACCUCACUGCUCUGCACCUCAGUGACAACUCCCUGUCACGCAUCCCACCUGAAAUUACCAAGCUGCACAACCUUGUGUUCUUGGACCUGUCAUCCAAUAAGAUCAGGAGCCUGCCAGCAGAGCUUGGCAACAUGGUGUCUCUCAGGGAACUACUUUUAAAUAACAACCAGUUGCGGGUUCUGCCGUUCGAAUUGGGGAAACUGUUUCAGUUACAAACACUGGGGUUGAAAGGCAAUCCACUCACUCAAGAAAUUAUGACUCUCUACCAGGAGCCAGAUGGUACCCGGCAACUGCUGAACUACCUUUUGGACAAUCUUGCUGGUGCUAUCAAGCGCAAGCCCCCUCCGUCCAGGUCCUGGAUUGUGCUGCAGGAGCCUGAAAGGACAAGACCAACCACUCUGUUAACUGUGAUGUGCUAUAAUGUGCUGUGUGAUAAGUAUGCCACACGCCAGCUCUACGGCUACUGCCCUACCUGGGCCCUUAACUGGAGCUACAGGAAAAAGUCCAUUAUGCAGGAGAUCCUCAGUUGCAAUGCAGAUAUUAUCAGCUUACAGGAAGUGGAGACAGAGCAGUAUUACAACUACUUCCUUUUGGAGCUGACUAAACGGGGAUAUGAUGGAUUCUUCAGCCCAAAAUCCCGGGCCAGAACCAUGUCUGAAUCGGACAGGAAACAUGUAGAUGGAUGUGCAAUAUUCUACAAGAUUGAAAAGUUCAGCAUGGUGCAGAAACACACAGUAGAGUUUAACCAGCUGGCUAUGGCCAAUUCAGAGGGCUCAGAGGCUAUGCUGAAUCGUGUCAUGACCAAAGACAACAUUGGAGUGGCUGUGUUGCUGGAGCUAAAGGAGGAGUUAAUAGAGUCGUCAUCAGGGAAAUCUACCCAUGCUAUGGAGAAACAGCUCCUUCUAGUGGCAAAUGCUCACAUGCAUUGGGACCCAGAAUAUUCUGAUGUGAAGCUGGUGCAGACCAUGAUGUUCCUGUCAGAGGUGAAGAAUAUCAUAGACAAAGCCUCCUGUAGUCUGAAGCUCUCCUCCGUAUCUGGAGAAACCAGCAGCAUCCCUUUGGUGCUUUGUGCCGACCUCAACUCACUUCCUGACUCAGGUGUUGUGGAGUACCUGAGCACAGGUGGGGUGGACUGCACACACAAAGACUUCAAGGAGCUGCGCUACAGUGACAGUCUGACCAACUUCAACUGCAACGGCAAAAACGGCACAUCUAACGGGAGGAUCACACAUGGUUUCAAGCUGAAGAGUGCCUAUGAGAACGUGCUUAUGCCUUACACCAAUUACACUUUUGACUUCAAGGGUGUCAUUGACUACAUCUUCUACUCCAGACCACAACUGAACGUGCUGGGUGUCCUCAGGCCUUUGGACACAAACUGGCUCCUGGAGAACAAUAUCAGUGGUUGCCCACACCCUCACAUCCCCUCAGAUCACUUCUCCCUGUUUGCACAACUGGAGUGGGUCCUGCCUUAUACUCCCCUUCUCAAUGGAGUCCACUUAGCUGGGCACAGGUAGUGAGCCCGUCUGGCCACAGGUGGCGCUGCAGAGUUACAGUUCUUAUACGUUUUCUGAAAAAAAACAAAAAAAAACAAUGAAACC